GAAAUGCGAGCCUAUCGAUAGGCCGGCGCGUUGCGUGACUGCUUUCUCCGCGACAUCGGGGCGAGGGAUACGGACUUUCCAAGUAGUACUGCGCUCUUCUUUCUUUCUUCAUUGAAUCAUUAAUUCUGCCUGCAUAGUAAGGUGUUUAUUGUCUUCGCGUACAUUCUUCAAGUCGCAUCGCGAUAGCGCCUGUCGCCCCUCCCCCACUAGAACACGGCGCAACAUGAGCGCCAUUCUUUCGGCAGACGACCUCAACGAUUUUAUUUCGCCGGGUGUCGCGUGUAUAAAGCCUAUAGAGACGCUUCCAGUGCAACAAGCAGAUAACUCGGAUCCAUACGAAGUCACGACCGAAGAGAAAGCCGCUGCAGCAGAACCGCCACCACCCGCUUCAAUAUCGCUUACGGACUGUCUCGCGUGCUCAGGCUGUGUAACGAGUGCAGAGGCAGUACUAGUUUCGCUACAAUCGCAUACCGAGGUCCUCACAACGCUCGAUACCUACCCGUCGUUACGCACACCGUGGCUGGCACAUAAUGGCACAAAUGGGGCAACAAAUGGACAUACCAGUAACGGUGUGACGAACGGUGUAAAUGGACACAAUGCCCAAGGAAAGCUGUUCGUCGCCAGCAUCUCACCGCAGACUCGCGCAAGUCUGGCGGCCGUCUUUAACGUUUCUGAGGUAGAAGCCGGAAAUAUGAUUGCGCAGCUCCUCAGUGGACCCUCAGGCUUGAAGUCUGGUGGCCACCAGGGAAGUGACUUCACAUGGGUCAUCGACACCAAUGCCAUGCGCGAAGCCUGCCUCGUAGCGGCGGCGGACGAGGUUACAAAUGCUCUAUCUCCCGAAGCACUCAAGGCAUCUCCAAAGCCUGGCUCUGAGGGCGCAAUAGAUACCACACCGAAAGCACCCAUUCUUACGUCGGCCUGCCCUGGCUGGAUAUGCUACGCCGAGAAGACACACCCAUAUGUCCUUCCACAUCUCUCGCGGCUCAAGUCGCCGCAAGCACUUACCGGCACAUUAAUCAAGUCAGUACUCAGCGAACGUUACAACGUGCCACCGUCUCAGAUAUGGCAUCUCGCAAUCAUGCCAUGUUUCGACAAGAAACUCGAGGCUAGCCGUGGCGAGCUCACCUCCGCUGCCUGGUUACCUAGCUAUGAUCAAUCUCAGGACAAGAUAAGAGACACCGAUUGUGUGAUUACAGCCCGUGAGCUACUACACCUUGCAGCUGCUCGUGGUAUCAACUUUGCUUCUCUUCCACGAACACCGCUCUCCUCUGCCGAUCGAACACCCUUCCCAGACUCAAAGAUCGACGCUUUCCUAUUCCCUCCUUCGCGCCGGAAGAAUCAGAGCGUAGCUGCUGGGCCCUCCGGUGGAUAUCUACAUCACAUACUACAAACAUACCAAGCUCAGAAUCCGGGAUCCUCGAUAUCAGUCGCAAGAGGGCGGAAUGCCGAUGUGGUGGAGUACUCGGUCGUCCGUGGCUCAGAAACAAUAAUCAAAGCAGCACGGUUCUACGGUUUCAGGAAUAUCCAGAACUUGGUACGGCGACUUAAACCAGCCAAAGCCAGUAGGUUACCAGGCGGCAAAACAGGUGUAAGCAGAAGGCCAGGUGGUGCCACAGCCGCAGGAGAGGGCGUCAAAGAUUAUGCUUACGUCGAGGUCAUGGCUUGUCCAGGCGGAUGUACAAACGGUGGUGGACAAGUCAAGGUUCAGGAAGUAGAAGAAGUACGCGUCUACGAAGGGGUUCAAGAAGCGAAUGAAGAUGCGCCCGCACCGAAGCCAGGACCGAAGGAGCAGAAAGAGUGGCUCGCAAGGGUAGACGAGGCCUACUUCUCGGGCAGCGAUUCGGAAGACGAGGCAAAUGCGCGAACGAACGGUCACAGUCCCGAGCAUGAUGUCGUUGAUGGUAUAUCGAGAUCACGUAUGAAGGAUCUCAUGGCACAUUGGGCCGGCAUUACGGGCGUCGAUCAACAGAAGCUGAUAUACACAUCGUAUAUCAAAGUAGAAAGCGAUGUUGGCAAAAAGAAGCAAAGCGAUAUGGAACGUGUUGCUGGAUUGGCCGUGACCGCUGGCGGCGGAUGGUAAAGCUUUGUUUACGAAAGAACGAACAUAUUAGACACGGGCAUGAGCAUUGGGUGGCGUUCUUUCUACACGUAUAGAACCGGAGCUGGCCGUGCAAUAAUGCAUUCGCAUCGGUUAUGGGUUUCUUUGAAAAUCAAAUAUAUCUCAUCAUUGAUCAGGAUUAUCGGAUUUGGCAUGCUGCAAGACACUUGAAGCCGCUUUUUCUAUAUUGCAUGUCAAGGUACGACUUGCAUUCUCACUGUAACCUCAGCGCAUCCUUUUGCUUUCUUUUUUUUUCAGCCGGUAAUAUCCCCCUUUCAUGCUACCAACCUCUG
Alternaria alternata is the source of this 2391-nucleotide messenger RNA. RefSeq names its product LET1-like protein. Gene Ontology annotation, biological process: iron-sulfur cluster assembly. Lineage: Eukaryota; Fungi; Ascomycota; Dothideomycetes; Pleosporales; Pleosporaceae. Gene Ontology annotation, molecular function: 4 iron, 4 sulfur cluster binding. The record is from RefSeq and is a predicted model, not a curated record. Gene Ontology annotation, cellular component: cytosolic [4Fe-4S] assembly targeting complex. The coding region runs from base 224 to 2080 and encodes 618 amino acids. The transcript has 2 exons.